Molecule: messenger RNA, 1265 nt
Organism: Colletes gigas
Lineage: Eukaryota; Metazoa; Arthropoda; Insecta; Hymenoptera; Colletidae
Product: spermatogenesis-associated protein 17-like
Exons: 4
Coding region: 1-912 (303 amino acids)
Biological process (GO): establishment of meiotic spindle localization; spindle organization; mitotic cell cycle
Cellular component (GO): spindle pole
Molecular function (GO): protein binding
Source: RefSeq, a predicted model, not a curated record
AUGGCGUCGAUGUUGAGGUACACGACGGAUCCUAUCGAUCUACAGGAGGAAAUCAAACGCUUGGACGAUCACGCGGAAUCGAUCAGGCGCGAGAAAUUCAUCGCCGCCAAGAAAAUACAGAGUAUUUUCAACCUUCGAGGGACGUCAGUUUAUUAUAGCGAACGAUCGAAUUUUGUUGGAUGCGUGCAAUUCUCGAGUCUUACGAUUAGUUUCACGUUCCAGGCACGGAUCCGUGGUUUACUCGUUCGAAAACAUUUGCGGCUGUUGCACGAAAGCGCGAUCACCAUCCAGCGGCAUUGGCGCGGUUAUUGCGUCAGGAUUUUCGCCGAUCGAUACCUGGUUGAGCGUGUUCAUCAAAUGUGGCAGGAUUAUUACGAUCGAAUGGCGACGAGGAUCCAGACGAUCUGGCGCGGUUACUGGACCAGGAAAACGGUACUCGAUAUACCGAAGAUGCGUCGAUGGUUGGACACCGUUUACGCGAAAAAUUACGAGACCGUGGAAGACAUGAAGAAGUUCAGGCAAAACGAGAUCGAGCACGCCGAAAGAGUCGUGGAACGCGAAUCGAUGCAGUGGAUAUUAUUCAUGCUGUUCAAGCUUCAUCAUCUGCUGAGAACGAAACAACAACCAGGCGUGAUCACCAGGAUCGACAGGACUCGUUUCACUUUCAUCGAAGAGAUGCUCAAGUGUUUCGAAUUCAGACGUUACGCGGGUAGGAAAGUCACUUCCUGCGGCGACUGUCAAAUAGAUCCUAAGCCGUCGUUGGUCUUCCGCGGGACCUAUUACGAGAGAUGCGAAAGAGAGAUCAGAGAGCUCGAGAGAAGCUUGAAAGCUGGUCUAGUGCCAAUAUUUAGAAGUACGAUGCAAUUUGCCUUUAUAACUAAUCGCAAACAACGUUCGCGAAUACCUGGUUAAACGUCCCGAAAGAACCUGACCAGUGUGAAAUAUUCAGGUUACCCUUACGACAAGCAGGAGAAAGCGUCGCGCAAAUUGUACCAAGCGUACCUAGAAGCUUCGUUGCACAGUCGAUUCGAAGAAACUCGGUCGGUUUCAGCAACGAAGGGACAAGGUAUCUGUCGUCCACGAAAGAAACCAGACUUGCAAAAUUACUGCUCCGGAACGAACAAACUCUACGACGAAAUAAAGAGGAUGGACUGUCACUUGAAUCGACUUUGCAUGAAGUGUCCGAUUCACGACCCUCCACGAAGGCACUAGAAUUUUUUAAAUGUAAUGAAACUUAUACCAUAAAACUAAGUUCAGCAUGCAGA